This is a messenger RNA of Rhinopithecus roxellana (golden snub-nosed monkey), 1485 nucleotides long. RefSeq names its product dnaJ homolog subfamily C member 25. The record is from RefSeq and is a predicted model, not a curated record. The coding region runs from base 84 to 1166 and encodes 360 amino acids. The transcript is spliced from 4 exons. Lineage: Eukaryota; Metazoa; Chordata; Mammalia; Primates; Cercopithecidae. Gene Ontology annotation, biological process: protein folding. Gene Ontology annotation, cellular component: endoplasmic reticulum membrane.
CUGGGGGCCAGGCCGGCCGAGCCGGGCCCGCGGUGGAGUGCUGCAGAGUCUCUGGGGUGGUAGAUCCGCCAGCGAGGCUGGGGAUGGGGGCGCCGCUGCUCUCUCCCGGUUGGGCAGCUGGGGCUGCCGGUCGGCGCUCGUAUGUGCUGCUGGCGCCCUUCCUGCUGACGCUGCUGCUGGUGCGGCCCUCGGGGGCCCUGGUGGAGGGGCUCUACUGCGGCACGCGGGACUGCUACGAGGUGCUGGGCGUGAGCCGCUCGGCGGGCAAAGCGGAGAUCGCGCGGGCCUACCGCCAACUGGCCCGGCGCUAUCACCCCGACCGCUACCGGCCGGAGCCCGGCGACGAGGGCCCCGGGCGGACGCCGCAGAGCGCCGAGGAGGCUUUCCUGCUGGUGGCAACCGCCUAUGAGACGCUCAAGGAUGAAGAAACACGAAAAGAUUAUGAUUACAUGCUGGAUCAUCCAGAAGAGUACUACAGCCAUUACUACCACUACUAUAGCAGGCGCUUGGCCCCUAAGGUGGAUGUUAGAGUUGUGAUUUUGGUCAGUGUAUGUGCUAUUUCAGUGUUUCAGUUUUUCAGCUGGUGGAAUAGCUACAAUAAGGCAAUCAGCUACCUAGCCACAGUGCCCAAGUACCGUAUCCAGGCUACAGAGAUUGCCAAGCAGCAGGGACUGCUCAAAAAAGCCAAAGAAAAAGGCAAAAACAAAAAGUCCAAAGAGGAAAUUCGUGACGAGGAGGAGAACAUCAUAAAGAACAUUAUAAAAAGUAAAAUAGAUAUAAAGGGGGGCUAUCAGAAACCCCAAAUCUGUGAUCUUCUCCUGUUUCAAAUUAUCUUAGCUCCUUUUCACCUAUGCUCAUAUAUAGUUUGGUAUUGCCGGUGGAUCUAUAAUUUUAACAUCAAAGGCAAAGAAUAUGGAGAGGAAGAGAGAUUGUACAUUAUACGUAAAUCUAUGAAGAUGUCAAAGUCUCAAUUUGAUAGUCUAGAAGAUCAUCAGAAAGAAACUUUUCUUAAACGAGAGCUCUGGAUCAAGGAGAAUUAUGAGGUCUACAAGCAAGAACAAGAGGAGGAAUUAAAGAAAAAGUUGGCAAAUGACCCCAGAUGGAAGAGAUACAGGAGAUGGAUGAAGAAUGAAGGGCCUGGGCGGUUAACAUUUGUGGAUGACUGAAGAUUGAUGAAAUGCUACUAUGCCAAACCUUAAUUGUGAUAUUAUUUUCAUAACUGAAUUAUUUUAGAAAUGUAUCAAUUGCCGCUCAGCAGUAACUAAAAUUCCUCAAGUAUUUGAUUAAACAGAAUAAUGUCGAAAUUUAAAUCUUCCUUUAAAACUUUAUACAUAAGACAUUUAUGAUUGUUCAAUUUUUAUAAUCUAUUUGUGGAUUUUGUUAAAAGAUUUCACAUGAAGAUUUAUUAGUUGCCAUUUAAAAUUUUUAUAUGUUUAGUUAAAAGAUUUGACAUGAAAAUUUAUUAGAUACCAUUUAAACAUUUUA